This is a messenger RNA of Drosophila subpulchrella, 4153 nucleotides long. RefSeq names its product centrosomin (gene cnn). The record is from RefSeq and is a predicted model, not a curated record. Lineage: Eukaryota; Metazoa; Arthropoda; Insecta; Diptera; Drosophilidae. Bases 1 to 3456 code for a protein of 1151 amino acids. The transcript has 7 exons. Gene Ontology annotation, cellular component: microtubule organizing center.
AUGGACCAGUCUAAGCAGGUUUUGCGGGACUAUUGCGGCGAUGGCAAUGGCACCUGCGCCUCGUCCUUGAGGGAGAUCUCCUUGAUUGAAACGGUGACCAGUUUUCUGGAGGAGAAUGGCGCCUCGGAAAUUGACAGAAGGGUGCUGCGCAAACUGGCGGAGGCCCUGUCCAAAAGUAUAGACGACACAAGUCCGGGAGCUCUGCAAGAUGUCACCAUGGAAAACUCGUAUGCCAGUUUCGAUGCGGCGCGACCGCAGGGCGGCAACCACUCGCCCAUGGUGAUGCAAGGGCGCUCUGUGCGCGAGCUGGAGGAGCAGAUGUCCACGCUGCGUAAGGAGAACUUCAAUCUGAAACUCCGCAUCUACUUCAUGGAGGAGGGUCAACCGGGAGCGCGUGCACAUAAUUCCCCCGACUCUUUAAGCAAACAGCUCAUCGAUGCGAAGAUAGAAAUCGAGAUGCUGAGGAAAACCGUCGAUGAGAAGAUGGAGCUGCUAAAGGAUGCCGCCAGAGCCAUCUCUCACCACGAGGACAUGCAGCGCAAAGCGGACUUUGACAGCCAGACCAUAAUCGAUGAGUUGCAGGAUCAGAUUCGCGCGUACCAGAUGGCGGAGUCUGGCCAACCUGGCGCAAACACUGCAGUAUUUGACUCCAAUAAGCUACACCGCCUGGAGUCGGAGGUACAAAAAUUGGAGCACGAACUCCAGGAGGUCGACGUGCGCAACACGGCGGCCAGGAACGAGAUGGAAUUCGCGAUGGCCGAGCGUCUAGAGACUAUUACGGCCUGUGAGGCCAAGAUUCAAGAACUGGCCAUUAAGAAUGCCGAGCUAGUGGAGCGCCUCGAAAAGGACACCGAAUCCGCUGAAACGUCAAACACCAAGCGAGAACUGGGUGCCCAACUGGCGGACAAGAUGUGUGAGCUGCAGGACGCCCAAGAAAAGCUCAAGGAACGCGAGCGGAUCCACGAGCAAGCCUGUCGCACCAUCCAGAAGCUGAUGCAGAAGCUGAGCAGCCAGGAGAAGGAAAUUAAGACGCUCAAUCAGGAGAAGGAGCAGUCAGUCAACAAGGAGAACGACAGCGUCAAGGCGACUAUUUCGCCAUCCACCACGGGCCGCUCGAUGAGUGACAACGAGGCCAGCUCCAUGGAAAUGUCCACCAAUCUCAGGGUGCGUUACGAACUUAAGAUCGCCGAACAGGAGGAGAAGAUCAAGCAGCUGCAGGUGGAAGUCAAGAAGAAGACGGCCAAUCUGCAGAACCUGGUGAACAAGGAGCUCUGGGAGAAGAAUCGGGAGGUGGAGCGCCUCACCAAGCUGGUGGCAAAUCAACCGAAGACGCUGCCGCAAAUUGGCGAGGAGUCUGCCGGCGAAGCAGAUCUUCAGCAAUCCUUCACGGAGGCGGAGUACAUAAGGGCACUGGAGCGGAAUAAGCUGCUGCAGCGCAAGGUGGACGUGCUCUUCCAGCGCCUUGCAGACGAUCAGCAAAAUUCAGCUGUGAUUGGGCAGCUCCGUUUGGAACUCCAGCAAGCUCGCACGGAAGUGGAGACAUCAGACAAGUGGCGCCAGGAGUGCGUCGACGUUUGCAGUGUACUGACCAAUCGAUUGGAAGAGCUGGCCGGUUUCCUCAACUCUCUGCUGAAGCACAAGGAUGUACUUGGCGUGUUGGCUGCCGAUCGACGACAUGCCAUGCGAAAGGCUGUGGAUCGCAGCUUGGAUCUCUCCAAGAGUCUCAACAUGACUCUGAACAUAACUGGUGCAUCAUUGGCCGAUCAGAGCCUCGCGCAGCUGUGCAAUCUCUCCGAGAUCUUGUACACAGAAGGCGAUGUUAGCCACAAAACUUUCAAUUCCCACGAGGAGAUCCACGCCGCCAGUUCUAUGACUCCCUCGGUAGAGAACUUGAAGGCGGAAAACAAGGCUCUUAAACGGGAGUUGGAGAAGCGACGCAGCUCUGAAGGACAGCAGCAGAGAAAGGAGCGUCGCUCCCUGCCAUUACCCUCCCAGCAGUUCGAUAACCAAAGCGAAUCGGAGGCCUGGUCAGAGCCAGACCGCAAGGUUUCCUUGGCACGCAUUGGCCUGGAUGAAACAUCCAACAGUUUGGCGGCGCCGGAGCAACCGGUCAGCGAGUCGGAGAGCGAGGGAAGAGCCUGCGCCACACGUCAGGAUCGCAAUCGCAACAGCGAUCGCAUUGCCCAGCUGGAGGAGCAGAUUGCUCAGAAGGACGAACGCGUCCUGAACGUGCAGUGCCAGUUGGUGGAGCUGGACAACAGAUACAAGCAGGAGCAACUGCGCUGUCUGGAUAUCAGCCAACAACUGGAGCAGCUGCGAGUCAUCAACGAGGCUCUGACUGCAGACCUGCAGGCUAUAGGCUCACACGAGGAUCAGCGAUUGGUGGAGCUACAACGCCAGCUGGAGCUUAAGUCCCAGCAGAUUGAUCAACUAAAGCUGGCCCAGAGCACUUUGACUGCGGAUUCCCAGAUCACCGAGAUGGAGUUGCAGGCUUUGCAGCAGCAGAUGCAGGAAAUGGAGCAGCAACAUGCCGAUUCAGUGAGCAACCUGCAAUCCCAAUUGGAUCAACACAAACUGGAGGCCAUGCAGCAGGUGAAAGAGCUUGAGCGUCUGCACGAGGAGGCUCUUGAGCGCGAUUGGGUGCCACUGACGACUUACCAGGAGCAAGCUCAACAGCUGUUGGAGCUGCAGCGAUCCUUGGACUAUCACCAGGAGAACGAGAAGGAGCUGAAGCAGACUCUAGUCGAAAACGAGCUGGCUACACGGGCCUUGAAGAAGCAACUGGACGAGAGCACCUUGCAGGCCUCGAAGGCUGUGAUGGAGCGCACAAAGGCGUACAACGACAAGUUGCAACUGGAGAAGCGCUCCGAGGAACUAAAGCUGCAAUUGGAGGCACUCAAGGAAGAGCAGAAGAAGCUGCUCCAGAAGCGCUCCAACAGCAGCGAUGUCUCUCAGUCCGGUUACACUUCCGAGGAGGUGGCAGUGCCCAUGGGGCCACCCACGGGUCAGGCUACAUCUUCCAAGCUGGCUGCUGCUGCAGUGGUGGCCCAGAGGGUCAACACUUCGUCCCCCGAUUUGGGUAUAGAAAGCGAUGCCGGAAGGAUUUCCAGCGUGGAGCUAUCCAAUGCCCAACGAGCUAUGCUUAAGACUGUAGAGAUGAAACACGAGGGUGCCACCAUCCAAACGACAAAGCCAGAGGCAACCACAUCACCCGACAGCAAAACCAACAUGGCAACUGCUGCAGCCACAGUUCACGACUGUGCCAAGGUAGAUCUUGAAAACGCCGAGUUGCGGCGCAAACUAAUUCGCACCAAGCGCGCAUUCGAAGACACCUAUGAAAAGUUGCGUAUGGCUAACAAAGCAAAAGCACAAGUCGAGAAAGACAUCAAAAAUCAAAUACUAAAAACGCACAACGUUCUGCGAAACGUUCGCUCAAACAUGGAGAAUGAGUUAUAACGAUCGCGCCGACGACCAGAAUAUCAGCAUUAACCCGAGAGGCCAUAUACCCAACGUUCAUUUGCCAUUUUCAAAUCUUGCCAUUUUAAUUUGUGUCUGCAUUGUAUUUUGUUGUCUUGUUGCUAACUUGAUUUUGAUUUAUUUAUUAUUCUUGUGUUUAAAGAGAACUAAAACAUCGAACUUAUUAAUACGAAGUACCCAUGCAUUUUCUAAAGACUGUUGAGGGAAUCGAACCCAUUGAAUGAAAUAUCACACACCUGUUUUUAGCACAACACAAAGUUAACAGAAUAUCUAAGUGCUGAUAAAAUGUAUCUAACCCGGCGCACUCAUUCAUAUUGAAUGACUCAUGUAUAUUAGAAUGUAUAUAUCCUCCUAGUACCUAAACAUUUACGAGAUGUGUCGAAUAACCCUACUUUUUUUAUCACUUGCGUGUAGUUACUGCUUUAUUAAUGUAUCUCCUACUGCAUAAUUGCUCUUAAUCCCUGAUUUCAGUUAAUCAUCGAAACGGAUAUUGAAAUAAUUGUUUGAGUUAUACGCCAAAACGGCUUAACCACGUUGCCAUCCAAUAACUCUGUUUCGAAGCAUCCCUUUGUACAAUGUGUAAAAAGUAGGGGCGGUGUCCUGGAGAACAAGACCUAGUAUUUAAGUGAUUUGUACCCUGUCCAUUAAUGAAAUAAACAAUUGCGUUAGAAUUACA